This is a messenger RNA of Cicer arietinum (chickpea), 671 nucleotides long. RefSeq lists its product as uncharacterized. Lineage: Eukaryota; Viridiplantae; Streptophyta; Magnoliopsida; Fabales; Fabaceae. The record is from RefSeq and is a predicted model, not a curated record.
UCAUAUUCUUUUCUAACCUUCUCACUCAAACCCCCCACCAUUGUCUCUAUACUUUUUUUAUUUUUUAUUUUAUUUUUUUUAUCUUUUUCUUUGUUUUAUUUUUCCUUCUCUUCUCUGCAUCUCUACUUUGCUGUCACCACAAGGUAAAGGGAGAUGGCAGAGUGUAAUAGAGAAGACUAUUUUGCUGCCAAUGAUGUUGAGUCAACAUCCGCAGAAAAGAAGUAUGGUGGGCUUGUCCCAAAGAAAAAGCCUUUGAUAUCCAAAGAUACUGAAAGGGCAUUCUUUGAUUCAGCAGACUGGGCAUUAUGCAAGCAAGGUGCUGGAGUGAAUAAACAAUCUACAGCAGCCGUAGAGACCCUACGACCAAAAUUACAGAAAACUCCACAUCAGCGGCUUCCCCCAAGAAGACCUGCAUGCACAUCUGGUUGAGAUAAAUUUGGGGAGUAGAUCUAAUAACUUACACAAGGAUUUGCUCAUAAGUCCAUUUUAUAAAUCUCGUGAUGUUUCUAGCUCAUUUGAUGUAUAUUAUGAUUCACUUGACGCUUUUGAUUAUUAGUAGUUAAAUAAAAGUCCAUUUCAUUUUCAUUGUGUUUCUUUCGAAGAGUUUCCAUUUAUAAUAGACCAAAAAGUGGGGUUGGGAUUUAAAUAUAUCUCAUCUAAUUUCAUGAUCA